This is a messenger RNA of Lymnaea stagnalis (great pond snail), 26157 nucleotides long. NCBI's taxonomy places the organism in Eukaryota, Metazoa, Mollusca, Gastropoda, Lymnaeidae. The record is from the annotation of a GenBank genome assembly.
UAAAUAAAUGAAUCAACCCACAUCAAUUAUAUAAUCGUAUACCAUGUUAGGCUUACUCCGUGUUAAUCCGGUAAGUCUGCUACAUUUGUAGUCCCAUGAUAGUUAGCUAACCGUUAAUAAAUCCGCGGACGUUAGCCAUUCAGCUGAGUCGUGAGUUAAUUUUUAAUUUUACAGUUUUAGUUUAUUUGUCAUAUCCGUUGAUGCUGACUAUUGAAUUUUUAUUUAAAGAGUUAUAAUCGGAGUGGUUAUUCACAUUCGGCUGGGAAUACUAAUUGCUGGCGGUAGUAAACCAUUUAUUAUUACUAUCGGCUUGGAUUUAAUAUUAUGACCUUGUGUGGUCUUAGUCUUACUUUUGACUCAAAAGACUUUUGACUUUUGUCUGCAGGGUAUACAAGAGGAGGACUGGAGGUAUCAUAAUCAUAUGCCUGUAUUAGCCUUACUUAAAGCUUAUAAGUUAUAAGGAUAAGCCAUCAAUCUGCGCAGCUCCCCAAAGUGUUUUACAGUAAAACCAAUGAUUAUCACAAAUUAUCAGGACCAUAGCAAAAGUGGUGCUAUUUGCCGUGAUAUGCUAUUCACAGGUUCAGCCAGUAUGAUGAUCUCCCUCAAUAAUUUGAAAAGAUGAUAUAUAUUUAUAUAUAGAAGAGAAUAGCACUUAAUAACCCUAAAUUACAGAUUUUAACUUUAUUCUUUUAAAACAACAAUUAAAAUUAUUUUAUUUUUCAACUACGAUCAUUGAGACUGAGAAAAUCAGUACAGGUAUGCGCAGUCUGAAAAAUGGCCUCUGAUCAAGUUACAGGCCACCACUGAGGAAGAGAAAAUGAGUCUAGUGACAUUGACAGUCGAGAGAAUUUAUGUCAAAAUGUGGAGACGGGAGUCAUAGAAUUAGGACUACCACGUGAAAUGGGAUGGAACGAAAAAAAAUUUGGGGGGGGGGCAGACCUGUUUACUCUUACGAUUUUGGCGUACAAUGUACGAUUUUGAGGUGUAAACAUUAUAUACACUGUAUGUUUAUUUUUUACUAUAAAUAUAAGGUAUUGAACGAUUUUGUGAUGAUAUUGUACGAUUUUAAGGGUUUGAGGGUAAACAGGUUGGGGGGGUGGGGUGUGUGAUCUUAGUAAAUGCUCCAGGGCAGGGAAUCUUAACAUUUUGGCAGCGCUGCAGCCCACUCCGUUUUAAAAAUUCUCCCCCCAACCCGACCCCCAAAUUGUAUAAAUUAUAUUGUAAUCAUUUAUAUAUAAUAUAUAAAUGAAAGUGAACUUUUUAUAACAAUCCGUUUGGGAAUUCGUUUUCUUUUCGUAUAUGAGCUAUAUAAAUAAAAUGACCAACAAAUACUCCUACAUGAAUAGAUGGAUCUUGAACAAAGUUAGUACACAUACACUUUAUUAUCCAUAUUAAUAUUAAAAUAUUGAAGGUUGCUGAACUGAUAAUAUUCAUUCCUUUGGGGCCAGGGGCCCCAUUUAAUUUUUCCUUAUUUAAGUUAUAUAACUAUCAAUAAUCAAUAGGCUUAGACAAUACUAUAGGUUCUAUAUGAAUUGAUGGAUAUAGGCCAAGCUUGGUAGCAAUACCCUUCAUUGCCCAUAUUGAAAUAUCGGUGGAUUUAAAAUAAAUAAUAUCCAAGCCUUUCUGGGCUGGUCCAGACAUUCCAGAAAGCUCAGUAAUUUUAAAAAGGCUAUAUCCAUGGAAUUUUCAAGCUGAUUUUAAUGGGACAACUUUCAAAUUUUAAUUUUACUUUUUAUAAAUUAUCAGAACGAUUUUUAUAAGGCCCCCUCUAUCAGACAUAGGUAAAACAGUACACUUAUGGAAUGGGCCCCUCUUUCUUCUUAAAUUUACUAUAUAGUAGUGCAUUAAGUUAUAAUUUUUCGUAUUCGAAAAUUGUUACGUUGAAAAGUAAUUUUUUACAUGUAUUAAGGAAGAUAUUAAAUUAAAUCUAGAAUGUUCCAGAACGUUCUAUUUUUGCUCUACUGCAAUAUACAAUUGGAUCUAAAAGUUUUUCGAAUUGUUAGUUUAGAUCUGUUCAUUUUUAUACAUUUAUGGGGAUUUUCUCCAAUCAUACCCUUUAUAAUCAUACUGGGAACCAAAUCCAACUGGAAACAUUAUCCCACCGAGGAAUAGAAUCCUAAAAAGGAACAAGAUCCAAUAGUAAACUGGAACUCACCGGUAACAUGAUCCCAUCAGGUAACGGAAUCAAAUCGGGAUCCUAUCGGGAAACAGAUCCCAUCGGCGUAGAGGAUCCCACCAGGAUCAGGGUGCUAACGCAGACCUGUUUACCCUCAAAUUCUUAAAAUCGUACAAUAUCAUCACAAAAUCGUUCAAUACCUUAUAUUAUAGUAAAAAAUAAACAUACAGUAUAUAUAUUGUAUGCACCUCAAAAUCGUAUAUUGUACGCCAAAACCGUAAGAGUAAACAGGUCUGCUAAUAGGAUCAGUAUCCCAAAGGGAUCAGGACCCCACCAGCAAAUUGGAUCCACCAGGAUCGGGAUCCCACGAUAUCGGGGUCCCUCCAUGAAACUGGAUUACACUAGGAUCGGGAUCCCUCCGUGAGAGGGAUAACGAUGGUAAACAGAAAAAGGUGGUAAAAGUUGUUUUUCCAAAUACAAUUUCGGGCAACGCCGGGUAUAUUGGCUAGUAAAAUAUGAAAAUAAUUAAAUAAUUUAGUUAUCAUAGUUUUAUUUAUUUAAUUAACUUUUUAUAAACAAAGGAAAAAAUUUUCACAAGUAAUGUGUAAACAAAAUUCACCAGAAAACAUUUACUGCUGCUAAUCAAAAUGCAUAAAAACUAAUUUUAAAAAAAGCAACAAGUAGCAAUGGCAACAAAUACAAUUUUCUGGUCUUCCGCCCCUUAGGGCUGGGGAGGUACUUUUACCUCUGGUUAAGAACCACUGUUCUAGUGAAAUGUCUGACACAGGUUCAGUAAUUUACUAUCCAUGGGAGAUAAAUUUCUUAAGUGUUUGUAAAGGACAGUAGUGGACACAGGGAAUUUUUACAAGGGGGGGCUGCAGAGAUUUGUGACAUUAUAUUUGAAGGGUGUCUAACUUUUUGUGAUGAGGGGGGAGUAGGGUAAAAAAUCUGCAAAAUUUGGGCGACAUCAUUUAUGUGUGGCCCCUUAUAUAACAUGUAAAUGUAGUGGCCAAAACUUUUAGGAAGCCUUACCAAGAAGGUAUCAGUAAAGAUUCCCUUUCUUUUGUCAACAAGAAACAUGAUUACUAAUUGCCCCUGGGAUAUUGGUGGUAUUCAUAUUCAUAGGAGUCUGAAAAAGGUUACCACCCCAAAUAUGUAAGGCUAAAAUAAAAGGAAGCUACCCCUUUGGUGUUCUGGGGCUAGCCAGAUGGCUUGGGCAGUUAAUGCUAUUUGUUAUGAAUAAUCUAGGUAACAAAGCAGUUAUUCGAUGCUCUCAAGCCUGGUUUCACUUUCAUGUAACUUUUGUUUACUCUUACAUACAGUUUGAAGUUAAAAAAAUCACCAGGAAAAGUACAGAGUGCAUACAUUAUUUUGUGUUAAGCUGGUAGAUUACCGGUGUUCCUGACCCAAGGAAAAGAAAGUCUAUUUCUGAAUAAUCAAUAAACAUAGGUAAUUUAUUAUUAAAUAAGUUUUGUUGCGUUAUUUUUAAUAUCAUCUAAUGAAAAGGGAAUGGAAUUAUUAAAAUCUGAGUGCUUUUAGGAACUUAAGAAAUUUUUUUUUCCAUUUACCAUGAUAGUAUACAUUACUGUAAGAGCAUUAUUACCAACAAAAAGUUAUACAUUGAUUUUGUAUGAAUGUUUUACUGAUUUAAUUUUCCUUUAUUACAGUGAAGAAAAUUUUCAAGUCUUGAAAUGGAUGGUAAGUGAAAGUGUUUACAUGUUGAUUUUCUUAUGCAUUUAACAUUGUAAUUUUAAAAUGGUAAUUUUUCUAAAUUAUUCAAUGAAUUAAAUUCGUUUUAGUAAUUCUGCUGAAAGAUACUUUGUUUGCUUUCAAAAUAUGGACUUAUUAAAAUGUGUGCUCUUUAUUUAGGAGCAAAUGCUCAAGUCCCAAGUGAUUACCAUACUAUGGCAGCACAGAUAGCUGCCAGAGGAAAUACACCUGAAGACUGGAAAGAAUACAUCGACAGUCAUAAGACUAAAGUUGCGCAUAUGGAUGACUGUGAUCAUAUUCGUAUGAUUGACUACUUGUACAGAGGUGCUUUUAAGGUAUCGGUCUACUCCAAACACACUAAUUUGAAAUAGAAAAUAAUGUAUCUUUUUAUAAAAAGAAGAUCACUAUUUUGCCAGUUGUUCAGUUUCAAAAUGUAUUUACCUAAAUCCUGAAUGUUUUAAUUUUCAAUUAGUUAAGCAAUACACUAUAUAGACUUUGUCAGUUGUUUUAAUUAGAUAUUACAAUAUUUGAAACAGACUUUACAAAAGAAUAUUUUCCCUAUUUGGAGGCUAACUAUGAAAUAAGCCAGAGGAAGUUAAAAUUAGUGUAAAUGUUCCUAAUUUUCAGAUACUUAUCUAUCACCGUGAAAUCAUUUUUAAUUAAAUUCAGUUCUUUUCAAAAAUAUUUUGAUGAUAGUACAGAAUUUAAGUAGGUAUGUUGAGAUAAUUUAGUUGGGUCUUUUUUUUUUUUUUUUGGCUAACAGAUAUUGAUUUUAUUUUCCUUCAUAGUUUGUACCCGGUACUUCAAUACAUGCUUAGCGCUGGGUAAACAGUUACGCCCAAGUAACCUAUAUCUAAAUUUCAUAUCUAUUUUUUUUUUUUUUUUUUUUUUUUUUUUUUUUGGCUAACAGAUAUUGAUUUUAUUUGCCUUCAUAGUUUGUACCCGGUACUUCAAUACAUGCUUAGCGCUGGGUAAACAGUUACGCCCAAGUAACCUAUAUCUAAAUUUCAUAUCUUGUAUUUUUAUAUAAUAGACUAUAAAUAUUUAUUUUUUUAAUUUUUAAAUAUUCUUUAUUAUAUAGCUUAUCCCAGAUUCAAAUAAAACGUCGGCCAAAGUUAAACUUCUUCUUGACUAUGCUGAAUUUAGAAGGUAAGAUGUUUCCUAGUUAAUUAAAAGUUUGUUUUUUUUAAAAUUAAAAAAUAAUAGUAGCUAUAAGUAUACUAUUAGCAAAAAUCUGAAUUGGUUGCAGCUUGUCAUAUAUUAUAGACCGGUUUUGAUUAAUAGCAUGGUCUGCCUAGGGAUUGCAUUUCGGUAAUCAGGAGUUCAGAUUUUUUACAGAGGAAUAAGUAUUCUGAUUUUUAUUAUAAAAGCUGGAUUAUCAUCAUCAGUGGCGCUACAGCCCAUGUAGGGCCCUGGCCUGCUCCACCACAUUCUUCUAUUCGGAACUAUCCAUGGCUUUCCGCUUCCAUGCGUGAACCCUCAACUGGUGUUUAUCUUUCUCUACAUCAUCAAUCCAUCUCAGCCUUGGGCGACCUGUGAGUCGUCUGCUCCUAGGUUUCUGCCUGUAUAUCAGUUUUGCUGCUCCUUUCAACAUGUCCUUUGUACAAUUGGUAUUAGUCUGGGUUUGUACGGAUUCUCCAGACAUCAUUUUUCCAUCACUAGACCAAAUAUUUUUCUGAGGAUUUUUCUCUCAUGUAUGGAGAAGGCUCUCUACAUUUCUGGUAAGGGUCCGAGUCUCACUAGCUUCAGUUACUACUGGUCUUAUGAUAGUGGUGUAUACUGACUUCUUUGUUUCCUUUGAGAGGUUUUUGCUUCCCUGUAGCUUUUGUGGAUUGAAAUAGGAACGAUUGCCUGCUGUUAUCCUUUCCUUUACCUCUGACAUUAUUUCAUUGUGCUCAUUUAUAGUUGCCCUUAGAUAACUAAAUGUAACCACUCUCUCAAAUCGAAUAGAUGCCGCCACCAGGGCAAGGCUUACUUAACAAUAAGUGUGAUUGUGACUAGCGUGAACACACCCAGCCGGUGAAUUAGGAUCACAAGUUUAUCCUGAACUGUGACACCACAUGGCAUGAACGUCAUGUCUAUUCACAUCAGCCUAGCUCUACCCCUCCACUUCACGGCCUAUCGCAGUGGACCAACUUCUCUUCUUUUCUUCCCGCUUCCCUAUUUAAUCCUCACCCACUUAUUUUCUGUCACAAUUUUUUUUGCUGCCCUCUUGGACACUACUUCUCAGCUAAGUGCUAUAUAUUUAUAUUUAAAAAAAUAUUUUAUUGGUUUUUUUUUUGUUUGUCCACUGGCAAAGGCUUCCUGUUGACACGUUUGUUGUUUUUUGCUUUCCUUUUUCAGGUUUAAACUUACUUUGUUUUACUCAUUUCCUCUCAAAUGAGCGUGGGAAUUCAUAUAUAAAAGCUGGAUUGUGCGACUGAAAUUUAAAAAAAAAAACAAUAAAGCUGUCUUUCUUACAGGCUAACAAAAAUAUUACAGCCCCUCUGCACCCUGUCCAACACGCGGCACCCACUGAUAAUCCAUUAAUGGACUUGUGCUUUGUCUAUCAAUUUUACCAAUCCUUAAUUGCUUAGAAGUUUCUAAGUCAUAAAUAUUGAUUUGAUUUGAAUUGUAUUUAUUUUACUAAUGAUUAUGAAAAGGAAAUGGAUUAGAAUUUAUAUACAUCAAAUAUUUAUCUUUUUGAAUUAUAAUAGUUUUAAGAGAUAUAUUUAGGUCUUAUUUAUUAAUACAGUUCUAAAUAUAUUGUAAGAUGAUGGUGUUGUACUCGUAAUGUACUUUGUUACUUAUGGUCAAGUGUUUAUAUUGAAAACAAUUUUUUUUAAAUAAAACCAUUUCUUUUUUCUAAGAAUGUUUUAAUCAAAGAAAGGGAAUCAGCAUAUCUUUUACAUCAUUUUAUGCAAAAAGUGUUUGAUAAUAAAAUACCAAAAGAUUAAAUGAUUUUAAAAAAAAUUAUUAUUGAUUCCGGAUAUCCAGAUUAUGAUUUACAAGAAUCCAAAACUCACAGGAUUUUCUACAAAAGUGAAUAUUUUUGCAACUCUCGGUGUGCCAGGGAAAAUGUUCAUGUUUUGGGUUUUUUUUUUAAUUUAAUUUUUUAUAUUUGUCCCAAAACCAAAGGCAAAACACAUUUUUUUUUUUUUUUUUUUUUUUUUUUUAAAAUUUUAUAUUUUUUUUUUUUUUUUUUUUUUUUUUGUUUAUUUUUUUUUUUUUUUUUUUUUUUUUUUUUAAAAAUUUAACUUUUUAUUUUAUUUUUAAUCUAAUUUUUUUAAUUUUUUUUUUUUUUUUUCUGACUGACAGCUUAAACUAUAGCUUAUCGGAAUCUGAGAAAGUGCUUUCAUAUGGACGCAGAAAGAUGGGACAUUUAGCCCUAAUCCAUAUUGCUUGCGCAGAGCUGGAACUGAAAAGAGGUUCGUAGGAGACAACAUAGAAAGUUUUUAUAAUUUAUAAAAAUUAUAUUUUUAAUAACAUUUAAUUUGGAGAAUAGAAUUUUCACCUUGUAUUUGCGACUUUAUUGUUAAAUUUUUUAAAUUUUAUAAUUUUUUUUAAAUAAUAGUAAAAAAAAAAUAUUAAGUCACCCACUUCCAUUGAGUGUGGAAAUAACUUACUUAAAUUUGACAUAAAUGCUUUGUGCAUUGUCUGGCUGUUUAUCAGAUUCAAAAAGAAUAAAGAAUUUUUUUUUUCUAUUUUACACAAUCUUUACCUACUAUCUAUUUAACACUUAAGUCUUUUUGUUUUGUUUUAUUUAUUGUUAUGCUUAAAUCUUAAUUUUUUUAAAAUGUAUAUUACCCUUGAAUCUAUAUCCUCCAAUUUUUAGGCAACAAAGAGCGAGCUUUGAAAAUUCUUUAUGAUGCAGCUUCAGCUAGAGCAGAUCCUGUGUCUAACAUCCACAGGGCUGUACAGCGCAUUGCUGAAGGCAAGACAGAACUGAUAACUGAUGAUGAAAAGGAGAAUGAUUCAUGUAAAUACAAUCAUGAGAAUUAAUCAUAGUUGAUUUCUAUCAUGUACACACAAAAAAUCAUUAUGUUUGCAUCUAUGAAUACAAGUCUGAAUAUAAUGCUCCAUAAGGAAAGACAGUGAGAUGCAGCCUGACUCACAUCUUUGAAUUUAAAACUGCUUUUCUACAGUAAAACUAAAGACAUAGUGACAGAAUCAUAAAUUUAUUAACUAUAUUUCAUUUACUUUUAAUUAAAUAGUAAUGAAUUGUCCUUGUGAAUUUCUUGCCAUUAAUUACCAUUUGUAUUUUUUCUUACUAUGAAUUUUCCAGACUCACAUUUUAUUCACGAGACAUGUAUCUCAUACUUCUAAAGAUUUCAUGUGUCCUGACUUUCUAACUAUACACACAUUUCUAUUCUUUUGUCAAUUUUACAUUUUUGGUUAUCUAAUCGCCUCUCUCUUUUUUUGAAAAUUAGUUUUUUCAAUUGUGUUUAGUCUCUGUAUUCUAAUCUAAGAGAGUAGGCUACAUUUAUUAUUAUGUUCUUUUAUUUAGUUGACUUGAGUCCAGUGAGCAAUAAAGAGUCAUCAGAUGAGUGGAGUUGCUCGGCAUUUAGUGGAACGUUUGGGUUGGUCUUUAAAAAAAUUGCUCUUUUUUUUUUCCUAAAAAUAAUAAAUUCAUUUUCAUACAUAGAUAAUUCAUUAAAAAAUUCUACAUCUACCUCAGAGGGGAUAUGUUUUUACCACAGUAUUUUUAAGAUGAGAGUAUUUUUUUUAAAAAUGUAUAUUAUUUUACCAGAUUAUAGCUUAAAAUUACCACUAUCAAGUAUGUUAAUUAGAUAAAUUAGAUAGGUAGCACAGGAAAUAUGGGAAAACCCAAAACUACAAUCAAUCAAUGGUAUGUUGAGUAAAAUUGUAUGUUUAAAAAUAUAUUUUAUUAAUUCUUACUAUGUAGAUAAAUAUCUUCUCCUUUCUAAAAUUUCUCUUUAUUUGCUUUUAUGGUGAAUAGCACUGAGCCCAUUAGCAUUAUCCAAUUUAACCAUUUUCAUCAGCUUUAUGCAUCUUCUCUAUAUUUUAAAUUCAUAAUUUAAUGUGUUCUACAGGCUGAGCAAAGAAUCUGUGGAACUGAAGCCCCUAGAGCCAAAGACUAACAACCUAGAAACUAAGCAGGAUGUUGAGAGCCUGCCUUCACAAACUUCUGCCCACUCCUCGAUGUCAUCUAACGAGCAACAUGAAAGGCACCAAACAUAUUUGCGUUUAUCAGUUGUACCCGAGACACCUCAGAACAAUAAACCAACAAAUAAAAAGUUGGGCACUGGCCAGAGGGGCCUGACCCAUUACCACACCACACCUAACCUGAUGCAACCUUUUGGAAGUGGAGUUAAAAGGUCAGUCCAGUCGAUACGAAACAGCUGUUGAAAUUAAUAUUCUUUAAUGUGAUAGAGUAAGUAAUCUAUACAAAAUAGCCCUAAUAAAUUAACUAUAUAUUAUUUGUGAGUGCAGGAACAUCACUAACAUGCAUAGAAAGUAACAAGUGGUAGUCUGGACUUAUGAAUGUACAUAUAUUAUUUGUGAUUACGCUACAAGUAUACAUAUAUUUGCAAAGAUCACCAAGGAUUUUUUACAAAUCUUUACAUACUUCUGGAAUCCAAUAUUUUUUAGCGUUAGUUUAACAUGGAAAUGCUUUGAAAAAUAAAUUGUAAUGUUCCUGUUAUAAAAUAAUGAAGCCCCUCUUCUGUUCUUGUCUUGAAGUAAGUUUCCCAUCAAGAAUCUGGGGCCCCCGAGGCGUGUCAAGGUGGAUCCAACUAUGAAAAAAUUAAGAGAUGAAGAGGAUAUCAACUCUGUUGAAAUCACAGACUCUAAAUCUCAGACUUUUGUUUCUCAAUCAAAUCCACCAUCAUUGGGUAAGAAGUUUAAAAAAAAUGAAAAUUGUAAUAGUUCAAAUGACAAUAAAGUACUUGAAUAGAUAGCACGAAACAGUGUAAAUGUAUUAUUAUUUUGAAGACCAUAAUGAAAACUAAUACCAUUCAGCUUUGAUUGCUGCAUUUUGAAUGUUUAUGUAUAUUAAAUUAUUGAUUUUUAAAAUGCAGUGCAACUGAAUUCAAAUUUUUUUUUUUAAUUCGCAUUUUUAUGCACUAUAUUUGAUUUUUAGACAUGGUUCAAUUUAAAAGCAACCUUAGAAUCACUUCAUGUUUGUAUUUGUUUCACUAGUCAUGGCCACUUGUCCAACGCCAGAGAGGAUGGAACAAGACGAUGGUUUUUUAGUUCAUCAAAUACCUAUGACUAAAGCCACUGGCCCAGGGAGCUGCGAAUCUCACUUUAACAAUCAAAGAUUCCCACCUUUAACAUCCAUCCAUUUGAAUUCAUCUUCUUCUGUUUUUAACUCACUUCAUUCCACUAUGGAAGAUAAUCCUAAAGCUCUGGAUGGUUUUGUUAUGAACGCCUCCAUGCCAAUAAUCCACCAGCGCCAUCAAUCAAAAACUGAUAUUGAGCAACAUGUCAAAAGAAACCAAGAUUAUGUGUGCAACAGUGGAACGGAUAGGCCAGGUCAGAACACUAUUUCACGAAAAUUGUGGCCUCUGACAGACUCUGCACACAUGCACAAGAUGACCUCCUAUAGUUCUGCUUUAGAGCCCAGCACUGCUGACAGCCUAAUGAGUAAAGACCAAAGCAAUGAUGCACUGGAAAAGCAACAAGUCCACAAGCAAACUCAGCAAGAACAACAGCAGCAAGGAUGGCAGCCCCCAAAAACCAUGGAAGCUGUAAGCAGUAGUGUAACAUAGUAAGUCAAUUCAUUCUUAACAUAAUGCUUGUUUUAUUGUUUAAAAAAUAAUAAUAAUUAGAGAAUAAUACUUAAAAAUUGAGCACUCUAUUUUUACUUAAUAAAAAGAGCUUAAAAUAGUUCAAUUUGCUCUACAUGAAGCUAAUUUGCAGUUGUUGCGACAAUAGUAUAAUCUUUUAAAGAAGACCAACUGUUGAAAUAAAGAAUGCAAUUACCAUUUAAUUGGUACCAAAUUGCACAUAACUGCUAAUCAAUAUUAAAUUUGAUUGGACCUGUUUCAUAUAAGAUUUAUUUUUUUCCAGUGCUUUACCUGCUUCCAAACUAUCAUUACCACCUGAUGAUCUGAUGCAGAUAUCAUCCAGCCACUCUCUGGCACAGUCUGUCUUACAGAACCAAUUUCAAGCUCAAUCUGUUUUACCCAACCAAUCUCUUCCACAAUAUGUCUUGCACAACCAACCUCUUCCACAAUCUGUCUUACCCAACCAACUUCAAGCUCAGUCUGUCUUACCCAACCAACUUCAAGCUCACUCUGUAUUACCCAACCAACUUCAAGCUCAGUCUGUCUUACCCAACCAACUUCAAGCUCAAUCUGUCUUACCCAACCAUCUUCAAUGUCAGUCUGUCUUACCCAACCAGCUUCAAGGUCAGUCUGUCUUACCCAACCAACUUCAAGCUCAUUCUUUCUUACCCAAUCAACUUCAACCUCAGUCUGUCUUACCCAACCAAUUUCAAGCUCAGUCUGUCAUACCCUGCUCCUCUCUGCAACAGUCUAUAAUACCUAGUUCAAUGCUUCAGUUUCAACACUCUAUACCAAACACUCCAUUAUCAAAUAAUGAAAUGUUACCUGUUGGCAAUGGCAUGGUAAGUUGAAUUGAUCUUACAAGCUGAGUAAAUUUCUUUCAUUUAAAUGAGAGGUACAUUCAUAGAUUCAUCAAAUUAUAUUAUGUAACUCAGCAUGGGUAGCAGGCAUGUGCAGACCACAUAGUUUAUUCCAUCUGGCUUACCCAAGUUUAAAAUUUUAAAGCUGCUCAUAUCUAUGUACCGGUACAUGUUUUAUAACAAAUGCUCCAUUUUUUUGUGUGAGAAUAAAUUCUCAUUAAGAAUUAAGAAUUUGAAUCUUUAACUGAAAAUAUAAUUUUCCUAUCUGUCAGGGUGAUGAGAAGGUUGUUUAUGUCAAUCAAAUUCCCUAUAAAGUGCUACGCCUCGUGGGCAGAGGAGGUUCAGCAAAAGUUUAUCAGGUCUACGAUCCUAUGUCAAACAUGAUCCGUGCACUUAAAGUGGUCAACUUGAGCAUGGCCAACGAGGUUGUUUUAGAAGGAUACAUUAAUGAGAUAAGCCUUCUCAAAAAGCUACAGCACUGUGAUCGUGUCAUCAAGCUUUUUGAUUCGUAAGUUGGCAUACAUUUUUUUAGUUAAUCUUUUAGUCACCCUUCUACAGUAUUUGUUGGUUAAAUUCAAAUACAUGUAAAGAGGAGGUUGACAUAAUUGUUUUUUUUUUAGUUAAUCUUUUAACGUGUGGCAUUUAUUUAUCUUUUAUGUUGGGUCUGAUGUAUUUCUUGUUCCAAUUUAUAUGUUAUAACAUUAAAUUGAAAUGAGUCCUUAGUAGUUAAUUUAUGUUACAUGUUUUCUCCCCACUCCCACCCCCAAUCCACCAGUUAAUAAUAUUUUUUUUUUCCAUAGGGAGUAUGUAGAAUCAAAGAAAAAAUUAAUUGCUGUAUUGGAAUAUGGAGAGACAGAUCUGGAUAAAUUCUUGUCUCAAAAUCUUAAAGGACAGAAUCAACUUAGUCCCAUCACUGUGUGUUACUAUUGGUCCCAGAUGGUCACUGCUGUACACGCUAUGCAUGAAGAAGGUAAUGUCCUUUAGAGCUGCAUAACUUUUGUUUUCUUAAAUUAAAAAAAUGUAAAGUGUGUAAUUUGCCAUGGAGACAGUCUCCACUCCACUAACAACAAUCAUACAAACUACAAAAUGAAUGUGGUUGUUUUUUUUUAAAAACCUCAUAUUACUUGACGGAUCAUUAUUUGAUUAUCUGUAAAACAAAAAAAUUGGAUUAUCCCUUAGAGAGCUGAAAGUUGAUACUUAGCUUAUUUUGGCUCAUUUUAAAUCUUUCAAACUUUAGCUUAUCCUUAAUUAACUAGCACCAGACCUGGUAAACCUGCAACUUGCAAAAUGGUGCAGUAUCGUUUCAGAAUAGUACUUAACAAAAGGAUACAAUGCUGUAUCAUAAUAGAUGGGGUGGAGACAGAAAUUGAAAACGUCCUCCGAUGUCACCAGAGCAAAAGUGGGGUUUUGGGAGGGGGCAUCACUUGCAUCAUUCCAUUUCUACACUUAAUGGUAAUGCUUGUGGAAAAUUAGGUUCCUUCCACCUAGCUGUGUUUAUGUAAAUCCUUUUCAUUUUAGUGGCUACUAAAUAGUAAAAUUGUUUUAUAAUUUUUAUUGAAGAUUUGAGAUUACUUAUUUCAAUCAUUUUUUUUUAUUUUAACCAAUCAAAAAGGGGGCGGGCCCACUGAACGGCACGAACCGUCACAAAAAAUAUAUUUAUAUAUAUAUAUACACUGAAAACCGUCUACGGCCCCACUUCAUCAGGAUCAUCCCCACUUCUGAGUGCUGAUGGGAAAUCUCUAAUCACUAUGAAGGAAAAAAUUAUUGAAUGCUGAGCUGAACACUUUGACAACAUCCUGAAUCGACCUUCAUCCAUCAAUGAUAAAGCCAUAAAUCGUCUCAUACACGUGCCAUUUAAUCAAGAACUGGAAGACCCCCUACCCUAACUGAGACCCAUCAUGCUAUAGGCCUUCUCUCAAGCGACAAAGCACACUCAAUCCCAUCUGAAAUAUACCAAGAAGGGGGGACAGCUCUGUCUGAAAGGCUUCACCAGCUGUUCAUACUUAUGUGGCAGCAAGAGACCAUUUCACAGGACUUCAAAGAUGCAUCUAUUGUUCACCUGUACAAGCAUAAAGGGAACUGGCGAUCAUGCGACAACCACCGUGGCAUAUCACUGCUCUCAAAUGCAGGCAAGAUAUUAGCCAGAAUUUUGCUAAAUCGUCUUUUAACAGGCAUCUUGAGAAGGGUCUACUGCCAGAAAGUCAAUGUGGCUUCCGGAAGGAACGAGGAACCAUUGAUAUGCUGUUUGCGGCCAGACAGCUACAGGAAAAAUGCAGGGAACAAAAUGUUGACCUCUUCUCUACCUUUGUAGACCUGACCAAAGCUUUUGACACUGUCAAAAGAGGACCUUGGAAGAUCAUGCCCAUAUAUAGAUAGCCCAGGAAGUUUGUGUCAAUGGUACGACUAUUCCAUGAUGGUAUGCAGACUAGUGUUCGGAAUAAUGGAGAGACGUCCAAACCAUUCCCUGUAACAAACGGCGUGAAACAAGGCUGUUUACUUGCCCCAACACUUGUCAGCCUCAUGUUUUCCGCAAUGCUGACCAAAGUCUUCAGAGAGGGAUAUGUUGGAAUUGGCCUCAGAUACCAAACUGUAUGAAUACGACUGUGCUCUAAAUGCUGUAUCAGAAGUGGAUAUGCAACGCUUUGUCACAAACUUUUCUACUGCUUAGGCAAAACUUUUUUUGCCUUCGAUAAGACAGACCUGCCUCUCCCUAGCUACACCACUGAGUGCAGACCCCCACUUUUACGUUUCCUACAAGUUAUUAAUAAUUGUCAUCUUCGUAACUUAAUUUCUAAAGAAAGAUAUGUGGUUACUGUUAACCUUCCACUUUUAAUGUCUACAGGUGUUAUCCAUUCUGAUCUAAAACCUGCAAAUUUCAUACUGGUGUCUGGCAAUGUCAAGCUUAUUGAUUUUGGUAUUGCCAACUCAAUUCAGAUUGAUUGCACUAGCGUCAUCAAGGAAAUUAAGGUCGGCACUCCAAGUUAUAUGAGCCCAGAGGCGUUAAUGGCCAGCAACAACGCCCCAAAACCUAAAUUUAAGGUAAAUGAAGUGCAUUAUAUUUUUAUAGUGUAAUAUUGCAUCAAUCAGGAAUUGUAAUUUUUUAAACAGCCUUCUGUUUACUUCAUAAGUGUGUGUGUAUUUAUAUUUUUAUUAUAUCGUGUGUGUAUCAUUAUGAAAACUUACCGCCUGUAAAGAUGGGCAUAAAAAUAUAAUUUUCCUCACUUAUAGUUUAAUAAAAAAAAUAUGGAACGUGUCUAAUGAGCUGUACUAGAUUUCAAAAGCAAAAAACUUUAAAGAUAGUUUUAAAAAAAACAACAAAUUUUCAUUUUCUUUGCAGCUUGGAAAACGGAGUGAUGUGUGGUCUUUGGGCUGCAUCUUAUAUCAAAUGGUGUACGGACAUACCCCAUUUCAAUAUGUUAGAGACAAACUCAAUGCCAUAGUCAACCCAGAACAUACCAUUCAGUUUCCUGACAAAGGGGAUCCAGCUCUAAUGGAUGUACUUAAGGUAAAUAAAGCAAAAUAACAUUUUCUAUAGGUUUUUAGUAAACAUAUUGAACUAUACAGUGGAACUUAGGAUGGUGAGCAUUAGGCAAUACGCUUGUAAUCCAAAACACUAAUAUUUGAUAGUGAAUUUCCUCAUAAGAAAUAAAUGGAACCCGGAUGAUUUGUUCCACAGCCCAAAUAUAUUCAUAUUGUUAUAUGGUUUUUAAAAUUUAAUCUGCUUUAAGAUUUGGCUCGUAGAAUGAACAAUACGUAACAAAGGACUGAAAACCAGUAUACAUAAAAAAGCAAUACCAAAGCAUAUAAUACUAAUAAUAUUACUUUAACUAUACUAUUCAAUUUCUAUAAAAAUACAAAUGAACAGAAACAAAUAAACUAUAUCAACUCACAGCGCAGCAAGUGAAAAUGUACAAUCCUCGAAAAAAUACAAAUUUUAAUUUACACACAUAUAUUAAGAGUACAAUCUUGCAAUUAUAUAACAUCUCGUAUAUAUCUAGGCUAUGUAGCAAAUAUCUCUCCCGGGCUAGGAAAGCUGCUGGCUUAUAUUUAUAGGGAUAACAUCAGAACCUCCAGAAAAGGGAGGCGUCCAUUAAUUACGUCAACAAUUUUAAAGCAAUUUUUGACAGAUUUUUCAAAUCCGUUCAAGCAAGCAGUGAUGAUUGGACUGAGGGACAAUAAAGAUCAAAUGGAAGAAUUUUUAAUGCGUUUGUGAAUCGAGCUAACAUAUUAUCAAAUUUGACAGACUGAUUGAAAAAAAAAAAUGGAAAUCUGUGUAAUCCCCAUAAUAUAUAGAAGAAGUCCCUCUCAGAAGCAUCUGGUGCCUUAAGGCCUUCACUAGUUUGAAAGACUGAAAUUGGCAGGGAAAGUAAUCUUUUGGACAGAAUUUCAAAAUAGGAGCUUCGAAUCAGCUGACAACAGUUCUCAUCACGACAUUUUACUAUUUGUAAAAAGUAUUGACUUGUUCUUACAUGAUUAGUAAACCAAUCUUGAUCUUUGGUUAGUAAAUCUUCCGCCACAAGUUCAGAUAAUUCAGGUGCAACAUAUUCAGUCACUGGAAAAUUGUCAAUUGUUACUUGCAUCCACAAUUCUGACAAUGUUUUGCCAGCAUAUUGGAAAUUUAAUUUUUCCAAUUCUUCAUUAGUUGUUCGACCUUGUGAGUCAAGGUGGCUACACAGUGGAGCCAACCAUCGUUCUACUCGAUUAAAUGCACUCCUACCAGGUGCAUUUGUUGCAACGAACAUUGCAUAAAGGCUUUCUUAUUGUUUUCAUCCUUUGUGUUAAUGUCGAAUUCUUUCAAAUGAAGCAUCUUUUCAUAGUCUAGUCCAUGAGCAUAAGCUGAUGAUGAGGAAUGCUUUCCUGACCUGAUGGCUAUCUAUGUUGGACCUGAAUAAGUUACAGCUUCAGUUUUGCCUAGACCAUCCUUUUGAAUUUCAAUGCCAGCAUAAACUGACGGAAUGAGUUUAUGCCUUGCCGCCACAACCGAGUCAUGGUAUGGCAAAUUAACACGGUAUUCAACAUGCAUUAAAAGUGGAGCCUGCUUGUUAGCCGCUUUUAGUCCAAUAGGUACUCUGACUUUAUCAUCUCUGCUGAUAAAGCACACUUCUCUUGGUCCCAAUAUGGAGGCCAUUUCCUCAAGAUGAUGUAGAGUAGAUGUGCAAAAUCGACCAUCAAUGUGCUUGGAGUGUGAAUCAUGUUGUGCUCGAAUUAAUUUCACUGGCACAAUUUUCACAUGUCGUUCACCCUCAAAGGAUGAACUUCGUUUGGGUAUUAAUCUAGUAUAAAUAGCACUUGUACUUAUUUGACAACCUUUGAUCUUCAGAUGCUCUGUCAGUUCAUCAAGAGCUUUGACACUGCGAUAAAUAUAACUCUGCCCUUUGUCAUGAGCAGCAGAUCCAUGUAAAGCCAUGUCAACAAUUGUCUUGAGAAGUACUGGCUGAUCUUCUUCAAUUUGUGGUCGGCCAGCUUUCUGUCGGAUCUUUAAUUUAUCGAUUAUGUCAGGAUUCUCUGCACACAUUUUAGUGAACAACUGCUGCUUUUCUUGCUCAUAUUUUUAACUUUUCAGUUUCUUUUAAUACUCAUCAAUUUUUACUUUCUUUUCUCUAAGUUCCUUUUCCUGGUCUAAAGUUAUAACACUGCUGCCCUUUUGCUUAUACUGGUACAAGCCAAUCAAAUCACUCUUGAAGAUAUUUAUUUGACCCUGCAGCGCGUCUUGGGCUUUUGUUUUGUACUUAACAGAUUCUACUUCACUGCUACUACUACAAGUACUGGAUGGACCAGCUUCCAACAAGUCAACAUUUUUCUGUUUUUUUUUCAUUAGGAGUUUGAUAUUUUAUAUUGUCUUCUUCUACUGUUACAUUUGUAGCCAAUUGACUAGAAGCUGUUUCAUUUUUCAAAGCAUGACCUGCCCAGAAGCCAAGCAGUUUUCCUUUAUUUUUCUGUGCUAUUGCAGCAUAUUUAGCUAAUAAGGCUAGCAAAUUAUCCUCUUUCUUUAAUGCAUUCCAAAUUUUGACUAGCCUCUUACGCUUACUUGGGAAAGCCUUUACAUAGGCCUCAAAUAUCAACUGAUGAUAGUUUGGUUUUUCAAUUUCUUUGUGUAUUAAAAAAAAUGAAACUGCAUUAUGUCCCUGAAUACCUCUUAAAAAAUAACUAUAUCGAUAACUGAUUGUUUUGUUUUGUAAAAUGUGUGGCAUGAAUCAGGUUAGUGGCCAGAUUUUAUUUCCUUUCCACUAUCUCAGACCUAAAGCAAGUCAUAUGUAGCUUUCUUUUCGACUGAGCGAUGUUAUUAUUACUCACUUUACUUUCACUUAAAUCUCAAAAUAUCAUAUUCCUACUCUAUCAAUAUCAUUUAUCUUGAUUACACAUGACACCUGAGCCUUGUCCAUACCUGCAACAUGCUCACAAACAUACAGCCUCAGUCAUUUGCGACAAACAGAAUAUACAGUUGAAAAGAGGCCACCUUUUGACUUCUCUUGCACUAACAAAGUGUGCUAACAUUCUGACCAACCUUAUGCAGAGCACAGACAGAUAUACAUUAAAUAAAACUUAUAUUAUUAAAAGCCUAAAAUUAUAUGACUAUUUACACUAAUUAAACUUUAAAAAAAAAUAUUUAAGAUUAAAAUAUUAAUAGAGAAAAUAUGAUUGUUGAUGUCAACUAAUCUACCUCCCCUCCCCCUUGUCAACAAUUGUCAAACAUUUCCAAACAACUCUCCCCCCCCCCAUUUUGUUGACAUAAUUAAUGGAGGACCCCAAAGAAAUUUUAGAAAUUGCUUCACUUGAUAGCCAUAUUUAAAACAAAUGGAACUAUUAGAACUUCAACAACCUUUCCCCAAUGAAGGGAGGGGUGAGGUUGGCACAUCUAUAUCGGCAUCCUUCCGUCUCGUGAGACAAUGGUGCAUCACCGUUGGGUUGGGUUGCAUUUUCUCGAGUGGCUGUGCAGUCCUAUCCUUGAGUGACAGUCUUUACCACAGUUUUUACAUACGAGUUCUGUGCUUCCAAAUGUUUUGGCCUUUCUCCUAGCUCUUCUGUCUGCAGCCUCUUCCAUUCUUCGCUCCUCGGCUACCAUGACGCCCUCUUUGACAACUGUGCGCCACGUAGAUCGGUCUUUUGCCUUACACUCCCAGUCACUUGUAUGUAUUUUGGCUGCUUUCAUGUCCCUUUGACAGACAUCUUUAAAUCGCAGACGUGGGCGACCUGUUUUCCUCUUUCCAGCAGCAAGUUCACCAUAUAGGAGGUCUUUCGGAAUGCGGCCGGGACUCAUUCUUUUAACAUGACCUAGCCAUCUCAGGCGUCUUUCACUAAGGAUUGUGAACAUGCUUUGGGUAUUCGCACGCAUUAGGACCUCACUAUUAGUCACUUUUUCUUGCCAUUUAAUACCAAGGAUGCGACGCAGGCAUCUCAUAUGGAAGCUAUUAAGCUUGCGCUCUUGGGAUGUAUAGGUGGUCCAUGUCUCGCUCCCGUAUAGUAGUGUACUGAUGACACAAGCUCGAUAGACGCACAGUUUGGUUUUCUCCGUUAGCUUGGUGUUUUGCCAGACCCGUUUAUUUAGUUUAGCCAUUGUGGCAGCUGCCUUGCCGAUUCUGCUGUUAAUUUCUUCUUCAAUGGACAGUGUAUUGGAGACCUUGGACCCCAAGUAGGUGAAGCUGUCCACAACCUCCAAGUUUUCAUUAUCGAUUUUUAUGUUAGGUGGAGGUCGAGUGUCUUGGUCCAUGAUGUUUGUCUUUUUCAAGCUGAUUUGCAGACCAAAUUCUUUGCAGGCAUUGGAGAAGCUUGACACGAGUUGUUGCAAACCAAUUUCUGUGUGUGCUGUUAGUGCCGCAUCAUCCGCAAAUAGUAGCUCGCGAAUUAGGACAUCUGUCGUUUUGGUCUUGGCUCGGAGGCGGGCAGUGUUGAAAAGUCCUCCAUCAGCUCUGGUGUGUAACCAGAUUCCCUCACUGCUAUCCUUGAAUGCGUAUCGAAGUAGUACAGAGAAGAAUAUUGCGAACAGUGUUGGUGCGAGUACACAACCUUGUUUAACUCCGCUGCUGACUGGAAAGGCUUCUGACUUGGCUCCAUCGAACUGCACUGUACCCUGCAUAUUUUCAUGGAACUCUCUGAUGAUGGCAAGUAGGUGAGGGGGACAGCCGAUUUUUGCCAGUAUUUUGAAUAGCCCGUUGCGACUGACGUAAUCAAAGGCUUUUGUAAGGUCCACAAAGGCAAUGUACAGUGGCAUCUGCUGCUCUCUGCAUUUUUCCUGGAGCUGUCGUAUGGAGAACACCAUGUCUAUGGUAGACCGCCCAGACCGGAAACCGCACUGAGAUUCUGGAUAGACACGGGAUGCUAGACUCUGUAAACGUGUUAGUAUGACACGGGCAAAGGCCUUUCCUACAAUACUAAGGAGUGAAAUGCCGCGAUAAUUAUUGCAAUCACUCCUAUCACCUUUGUUUUUAUAUAGUGUCACUAUAUUUGCAUCCUUUAGGUCUUGGGGGAUGUAGCCCUGUUCCCAGCAGAGGGACAGAAUCUCGUGCAAUGGUUGGAGUAAAGCUAUCUUACCACUCUUUAGAGCCUCUGGUGGUAUUCCAUCAUCCCCAGGCGCUUUUCCACAAGCUAGGCUAUCAAUAGCUUUGUUCAGCUCUUCCUGUGAGGGCACGACAUCAAGUUCUUCCAUGAGUGGCAUAUCUGGUAUGUCAUCUAGAGCGGUGCUGGAGACUGUGGUAACUGUUGAAUACAAUUCCAGAUAAUGCUCAACCCACCGUUUUAGCUGUGCUGCCCGGUCUUGGAUAAUUUCUCCAUUUUUGGACUUUAGAGGAGCAACUUUGGACGUCAAGGGGCCAGUUGCCUUUUUGUUGUCGUACAUUGCUUUUGCAUCGCCCAUAUCUGCAGCUGACUGUAUGCUGGAACAGAGGUUAAGCCAGUAGGUAUUGGCACAAUUACGUGCAACCUUUUGGGCAAGUGACUUGGCUGUUUUUAAGGCAUGCAACCUGUCGGGUGUAGGCUUUUCCUUGUAAGCCGUAAGAGCUUUCCUUUUGGCUUCAGUGACAGGUUUCAUCUCGUCCCAAUGUUCAUCAAACCAGUCCGUGUUUUUGUGAGAUUUUUUGCCAAAGGCCUGUAUUGCGGAUGUAUAGAUUGUGUCUCUGAGAUGCGUCCAUUUCGAGUCAAUGGUGACGCAUGGGGACAUCCUUGAGAGCUGCCGGUAUGUACAUAAGGGUUUUAUGUAUAGACCGCCUAUAGGUGCUCCAUUUCCUGAUUUUCUGUCGGGGUUUACUCCCUUAGCCUUUUCCCGAAGGGUAUAGCCGCAAGGCAGCGGAGGAUUUUUGAAGUCGGAGUUUCCUUCUCCUAGCCGUAGGGGUGCCAGCACCAGGAUUCGAACCCGUGACUGAUUGAAAUUUAUUUUGAAGUCUUGGUACCGCAGCGCACUAUCACUUUGACCACCGUGCACAUCACUACACAUUUAAUCAGUGACAUCAAUUUGAAAACAAAUAAUGGGGUUGGGAGUGGUGGACACUAGCUAUAGACUACAUUGAAGUGAACAAAAUAGGUCAAGACAUAGGCUAUACUAUAACAUUUGGCAUAUGAACAAAAAUUAACGGGAAUUAAAUUUGAUAGUUCCUGGUGUGAAGAUCAAGGAGAUUAAUACUUAGGAUGACCUCCACUGUCGUUAACGCACUCACCCCUAGGUCUAACUGUUGGCUCCCUGGAAUAUGUCUAGUUUCAUGGUUUACAAGGAACAUACCCAAUGACACUUGAUUUUUCCUUUCUUUUCAACCUUUUUCUUUAUGUGGGCCAUUGUUGCAGGGCAGUUGCUACACUUUAACACAACACAUACGUGGUCACAGUACUAUAGUGAACACUUUGACACAACACAUACGUGGUCAUAAUACUAUAGUAUUAUGACCACGUAUGUGUUGUGUCAAAGUGUUUACUAUAGUAUUGUGACCAUGUAUGUGUUGUGUCAAAGUGUUUACUAUAGUAUUGUGACCACGUAUGUGUUGUGUCAAAGUGUUCACUAUAGUAUUGUGACCACGUAUGUGUUGAGUCAAAAUUUAUUUAAACAUUUUGUCAUCUUGUGAAAUACUUACAAUCCAAGGUUUGCUGAAUUACUAUAAAUUAUGAAAAGAAAACUCCCAUUGUCAUCCCUCAUUUAUUAUGUCCCUUUUAAAAAAAAAAAAACAAGUCAAGAGUCCAUAGAUUUGAGUUAAUUCAGUGCCUUUGAAGGAUGAUUUAAUACUGUUUGUGAUGCAUCAAUUAUCGACAGUUAAUUAUUUCCUCAAGAUUGACAUUCUCACUAUUGGUUUAGUUUUCGCCAAUGAUAGAUUGGUUGAAUUUUUAACAGGAUUUAAGCUAUUGUGUUAUUAUUUUUUCUAUUUUAUUAACAGAGAUGCUUGAAUCGUGAUGUUAGCCAAAGACCUACAACAGAUGAGCUUUUGAACCAUCCUUACCUUAAAAAACAGACAACAGGUAACGGAAAUGAUUUGGCUUAAAUAAAAUCAAUAAUAAUUUUUAAAAAAUUAUUCACGACAAAUAAGCAACAGUAACACAGUUCUACUCAAAUCUGUGAGCACCCAAUCAGUAAAAGGGGAACGAUUUAACUGAUUAAAAAAUAAGAAUUUGAUAAAUUGAGGCUGAGUCCCGCUCCACUGUGACUGGUUCCUUUUGGUCCAUCACACAUAAAUAUUGAGAAGAACUGAUCUUUUAACCCUUUCCGUCACAACAUAUUGUAUGUCCUGUCCGUCACAACUGGGUGUGGCACACCCAUACACUUAUUAUAUUGGGAAAAAGUGUUGCUAGCAACUGGGUGGGUUACACCCUUAGUCUUAUAUCACAGUAAAUGGCUCUCUUUAUGUUUAUAUUACUUUUUACACUGUGGCAUGAUUUAGUUGCCUUGUAACAAAACUCCAUUCACAUAUCACAUAGUUUCUCCCACUGAAGCAUUUGUUCUGUACAUUAAACUGACUCAAGCCAAAUAGCUGGUGGUCUGGAGUUCAAUCCCCACCAGAGCCAACAUCCCAAGCACCCUGGGCGGAUAGGACGGCAACUCAUCUAAGAGAAGGCAAACUCUGAAUUCAAACCAGGAGCCAAAAUGAUCAAUAAAUAGAUUGUGGGCCCUCAAAUAUGAAAAAAAGUAGCUGACUUCACCAACAAUGAAGGCAAGAAAGUAAAAGGAGACCAAUGGCAAGGGACUGAAGCAAUCAAAAUAAAAGCCUGCCUUCUACAAACUGACGCUCUUCACCUCAACAGCAUUGCAGUGGAAUUUUUAUUCAGCCCUAUUGAUGGAAAUCCUCUUUUUAGGGCAGCAUUUUCAGCAAACUUCAGCUGAUUCAUAUGAGCUUUGGCAAUGAGAAUACUAGAACAAUCAUUUCUGGCUCCUGACAUCUUCUCUCCCAUAAGAGAUGUAUGGGAAGCAUUCCUGACUUAUUUGGGAAUGUAUAUUGUUCCUGGAGAGAACAUCACAGUAGGUGAGCAACUGGUGGUUGGUUUCAGAGGUCGGUGCAGAUUUAUUCAAUAUAUGCCAAGCAAGCCAGACAAAUAUGAAAUAACAAUAUUCUGCCCCUGUGAAUAGUCUUCAAACUAUCCUCUUAGAGGCUGCCAAUAUCUCGACAAAGAAAAUGCAAGUGCCCUGUCAGCAAAGAGAAAUGUUGGAAUAUCCCCAGAGACUGCGAUUUCUCUCACAAAGGACUUCCAUGGAAGUGGCCAUAAUUUCAGAACAGACAACUUGCAGAACCAAUGACCAAGAACAGAUUCACCCUAUUUGGAACAGUGAAACGAAACAAGAUGUUCCUACUCAAGGUGUUAGAGGAAAAGAAGGCUCUGCCCCUCUCAAAUCAGUGUUUUUUGCAGACUAGAAACAACCUUGUCAAAUACCAGAGCUCGAAGCAGAAAAAUGCAUUGCUCCUGAACACAAUUGUCCAGAUAUAGAAAGUGAAAAUGAAAGCAAGAAACCAGAGAUUGUGCUAUAUAACAACAAAAUCAAAGGAGGCAUAUGGACCAAAUGGCGAAGAUGUUCUCUGUGAAUACAAAAAACUAAGAGUAAAAGAUGGCCUUUGUUUGUGUUUUUCAACAUUGUUGACUUGACAUCAAUUGCAGCAAGAGUGACAUUUAAAUAUAAAUAUCCGACUCACUGUCUCAUGAAGACAACAGUCAAUAUUGAUGUUGCAUUGUUCCUCACCCAUCCGCAAGUAGAGGCGAUUUGUCAGACGCACCAAGAUAUUGUGAGGCAGAACAUGGCCAGUGUUUUGAAAUCUUUACAAACACUUCAAACGGCUGCCCAAACCACUUCAACUCAGCAAGACAUAUUUGCAAAGAACAUUCUGUUCUUUUAUGUAAAAACUGUGCAAGCUGAGCUAUUUUCCAUGUGUACAUGUGACUGGUCUGCUUUGAAAUGGUUUGUCAAGUUGAAUAGAUGAUAUUAUUGUUGGUACCCCAGGACCCAAAUCCAUUUAGAAUAUUUAUUUAUUGUCAACAUUUUUAAAUCUAUUUUAUGAAUUACACAGAUUAAAAUAACUAACAAACAAAAACCAAUAAAAAAUGUUCACAUUUAUUAUUAAAUUAUGCAUGGGUGUGUUACACGUUACACCCAGUUGUUAUGGACUGUAGAAAAAAUGUUUAGGCUCCAAAAAACAAGUCACUUUCGCAUGCUUUAUAAUUUAUUCAAUUGCAUCCAUCAAGGUGUUCCUUUCCUUGUGGAUCAUGUAGCUUAUGAGAUUAUUAAAAGAAGACUCGAGAUAUCAGAAAUCAAGUCUGUCUCUGGGUGUAUUACACACAGUUGCGAUGGAAAAGGUUAAAAUUUAUAGCUCAUCGCUAUCUAAAGGCAUUUUUACCCUUGAAACUGUAAUGCUAAUAUGAAAGAAACUUUUUCUUGUUGAAUUUCCAGAAGAAAAACCAGGCCCAAAUUUGGCUGCAAAUCUCAAAAUGAUAGAGGAAGGAAUAGCAGAAUCAUCUCCCAUGACAAAGCAAAAAUAUAUUCAAGUAUGUUUAGCUUUUCUUAUAUUUAUAUCCUAUAUCAGACCUGAUUACUCUUACGAUUUUGGCAUACAAUGUACGAUUUUGAGGUGUAUACGAUAUAUAUACCUUAUAUAAGGUAUGUAACGAUUUUGUGAUAUUGUACAAUUUUAAGAGUUUGAGGAUAAACAGGUCUGCUAUAUGUUUUUUAAAUACCUUUGAAUUUUGAUAGCAGAUUUUAUUUCAUCUGAAAAUUAUUUAAUGAGAAUCACUACAAAGCAAUAUGUUUUUAUAAAAAUCCUUUAUUUUUAUAUUAACUUCACUUUUGUUUGUGAGUGGCUGACGGGGUGCAAAAAUCUUCAGUCUGCUAAUUGACCCACUUCCCAUCAAGCUAUAGAGCUGAAACUUGGGUUAUAGGCUCGUUACCGAUGGCAACACAUUCUUUCAAAUUUUCAAACCCCCCCCCCCCCCCCCCCCCUCCCUUCCCCCAUAUCAGUUUUUCCUUUUUUCAAGGGGGAAGAUAAAACAAUAAAAUUCCUGAUAACUGUGCAAAUUGAGAUUCUGUUUAAAAAAAAAUGUUGCAAGUGCAUUUGGUGAAUAAUAUUCUCAAAUUGUUGGUGAAAUAAAUCUGCAGUGUAAAAGCGGUUGGGUCAUUGGAAUAUUAGAUAUAGUUCAGUGGCAUGAAAAAAAUGUGCGAUUGUGGGGGGGGGGGGGUUACAUAUUGGGAUUCUUAUAAAUGCGUUAAAUUUUCAACCCCAUUGCUCAAUAUUACAUUUUAUUAAGGAUUUAUACGAAAAACAAAAUUUUUAGGGGAUGUUUAAUUUAGAGUUGGUUAUCACAAUAUCUCUCAUCUUUUAUUCAAAUGUUACAUUUUUCUUUAAUUUUACAGAGAUUAAUAAAGGAAUUGGCAACCAGAUACGAAGGAAUACAAAAUACAUGAUCAAUUUUAUGUUAGUAUGUUUAGGUUUAGUGCAAAUACAUUUUGAAUGAUUUAUGUAAAAAUGGUACCAAGUGUGUCAUGCAUUUAUUAUCAUUGUAUGGAGUUGGUGUCUUUCCAAUAAUGAGAUUUUGCAUAUGGAAAAGGCUCAAACUAUGCACACCUUGGGAAAGAUUAUGAUGGGCAUAGAAUCUUGAUGUCAUAAGUGUAACCCCAAAUAAUUCUGCAGGUUUUUGUAGCAGUGCUGGUUGAUUCCAGACAUUUUAUUUACUUUGAUACUUAGUCAUUUUGGAGGUCUAUGCGUGAUGUCAUUUUGCAUUCUUCUGGUUCUUAGCAGGCAGUAAUAUUUCAUUUUGAAAUUUGUAUUUUUUGUUUAGCCAGGGUGUUGUAUAUAAUGGCUCCUUUUUUAGUAAGUCUAUUUCAUUUCCUCUUGUAUAAUGUUAAAUUUGGAUCAACUUGAAGUUAAAUUGAUGCAUUAUUUAAAUUAUAGUUAACUUUUGAUUCAUUUUUUUUUUUUACCUGAGAGUCUGGUCUCUCAUGAUAACCUGAAUGUUGUUCAAAAGAAUACACAUCUACCGGAAGACCAAUAUUGCAUUAAUAAAAAACAUCUCAACAAUUUCUUGUAUAAAUAUAUUGUUAAAAUAUACUUUAAACAAAUGUGCAAGAUUUAGCACUUUAUCUUGCUUGAUACUCAUUAAUGACUUUUUUGUUUUUUUUAUAUAUUUGCAUUGCCUCAUGAAGUGCUUAAGACUACUCUAGCAUUUUUCAAGUUCCCAUCAAGAGUACAGUAUUGUAUGUAAGAUGUUUGCAUAUGACUUUGAAGCUAUGAAAUUUAGACUUUUCACUGAUGCACAAUUCUAUGGAUAAAUGCAUAUACCAUACCCAGAC